Messenger RNA from Sebastes umbrosus (honeycomb rockfish), 3720 nucleotides. RefSeq names its product polypyrimidine tract binding protein 2a (gene ptbp2a). The coding region runs from base 133 to 1716 and encodes 527 amino acids. Gene Ontology annotation, biological process: mRNA processing; regulation of RNA splicing. Gene Ontology annotation, molecular function: mRNA binding. The record is from RefSeq and is a predicted model, not a curated record. The transcript has 14 exons. Gene Ontology annotation, cellular component: nucleus. NCBI's taxonomy places the organism in Eukaryota, Metazoa, Chordata, Actinopteri, Perciformes, Sebastidae.
UUAGGUGUAGACCAGGGUGUGUCAGUCACAGACUGGGGGUGGACCGUGCAUGAAGCGUGACCUCAACCUUACUGGAAGAUGUGAAGAAUUAUAAAUGGGAAAAGGGUGGUUGAAACAGCAUGCAGCCACAUAAUGCUGUCUGUCUGUCUGUCUGUGUCUGUCCAUCUCAUCGGUGAUGUUGCAGUUGGAGUGAAGAGAGGAUCAGACGAGCUGAGUAUGUACAACAGUCCCAACUCUGGCAUGAGCAGUAUCAAUGACGGGGCUUCCAACGGCAGUGACAGUAAAAAGCUGAAGGUGGAGGAGGCCCCUCCAUCUCGUGUGCUCCACAUCAGGAAACUGCCCAACGAGGCCUCGGAGACCGAAGUCAUCGCCCUCGGCUUGCCUUUUGGAAAAGUCACCAACAUCCUCACACUGAAGGGAAAGAACCAGGCGUUCUUGGAGAUGGGGACAGAAGAGGCAGCCAUCACCAUGGUUAACUACUACACCACUGUAACUCCUCAUAUCCGCAACGUCCCCGUCUUUAUUCAGUACUCCAAUCACAAAGAACUUAAAACUGAUGCUGGCAAUCAGCGGACUCAGGCGGUGCUUCAGGCAGUGUCUGCAGUCCAGUCCGGCGGGUCACCAAGCUCUGAUGUACAGGAGGCUCUCGCUGCAGCCUCCAGUCCCGUGCUGCGGAUCAUCAUCGACAACAUGUUCUACCCCGUGACGCUGGAUGUACUGCAGCAGAUUUUUUCCAAGUUCGGCACAGUCAUGAAGAUAAUCACAUUCACCAAGAACAAUCAGUUCCAGGCCCUCCUGCAGUUCAGCGAUCCUGUCAAUGCACAGCAGGCCAAACUGGCCCUGGACGGCCAGAACAUCUACAACUCAUGUUGCACACUGCGUAUAGACUUCUCCAAGCUGGUCAACCUAAAUGUCAAGUACAACAACGAUAAGAGUCGCGACUACACGCGACCGGAGCUGCCUGCUGGUGACGGCCAGCCCAGCCUCGACCCCACGGUGGCCGCCGCCUUCAGCAAAGACUCCAACUCCCUCCUCGGUAAGAUCCCAGGAGCCCUGAAUCCUCUGAGCGCGGCGGCGGCUGCUGCUGCUGCUGCAGGGAGGGUGGCCCUAGCUGGACAGGCGGGCUCCAGUGGGGUCCUGCUGGUCAGCAACCUCAACGAGGAGAUGGUUACGCCCCAAAGUCUGUUUACCCUCUUCGGAGUGUACGGCGAUGUCCAGAGGGUGAAGAUCCUUUACAAUAAGAAGGACAGCGCUCUCAUUCAGAUGUCCGACGCCAACCAGGCCCAGCUAGCAAUGAGCCACUUGAAUGGCCAAAAGAUGUACGGGAAGAUCAUCCGGGUGACGCUGUCCAAGCACCAGACCGUGGCGCUGCCUCGUGACGGCCUGGACGACCAGGGCCUGACCAAGGACUACGCCAACUCCCCGCUUCAUCGCUUCAAGAAACCGGGCUCCAAGAAUUUCCAGAACAUCUUCCCGCCAUCUGCCACCCUCCACCUCUCCAACGUCCCACAAGAUGUGACAGAGGACGACCUGCGGCUGCUAUUCUCCAACGCUGGAGGCACUGUGAAAGCAUUCAAGUUUUUCCAGGAUCGUAAAAUGGCUCUGAUCCAGAUGUCCACAGUGGAGGAGGCCAUCCAGGCCUUGAUUGACCUUCACAACUACAACAUGGGAGGCAACCAGCACCUGAGAGUCUCCUUCUCUAAGUCCACCAUCUAAAGAACUGUGACCUGCAGUAGCAGGGUUCACUGUCUGGGAGCUGGCGGUCAGAAACCAUACAGACUGUGUCUGGACACUGGGGUGGGGAUGGGGGUGAUGGUGGUGGUGGGGGGGCACAUUGAGGGAAUCAGUUCUGUUGUCGGGGUUUUGUUGAUCCUGUCAUUCCUUGAGAGAGACUGACAUUUUUGACUUGCAUCCUUUUUUUAAAAGAGAACAAUGGAGUAUGUUGCAGAUACUGGAUCCUCCCAGCUAUUCUUAACUGUACCUCUGUAUUUUUAUGUCAAGCAAAAUAUUGACAUGAUUGAUUGUCCCCUCUGUAUGAUAGUUUGAUGUAGAUCAGUGUUUAAUUCUUUAUUUAGUUGAAAAGAUACAGUACUUAUGUGCCUUACUUGACAAUAUCAACUGUUUCUACAGCUGGACAUGUUCAUUAAUUACCCUCCUAUGCUUUUGAGGCACAUUGGUAUUAGAUAUUUUUGGGGGGGUUUAGUCAGAAUACAUGCUGUUUUAUCAUCCUCUAGACAUUAUUACAGUUUUUGAAGCUCUGCCAUUAACCAGGCGUAGCUUUUUGUUUUGUUUUUAAAUACACAACAUUUUCCCUGUUUUUCGUUUAGCAACAGGAGAGGAUAUUCCUGAGUUUUACAGCAUCCUGUGACAGGCAGCUUCACUCGAAUUCCAUUCAGUGUUGCCAGAUCAGAUUGACAGUUUCAAACCCGCCCCAUAUCAAUAAAAAAAACAAAAACAGCCCAAAUCAUAACCCAUGUUAAACCAUGUACAUGUGUAAUAGAAAAAUGCAUCAUAAACAUACACAACAUACGAGAUAAAACGUGGAUAAAUAGGAUCGCACAACUCACAGAGAGUGCAGUCAGACAACAAAAUACACAAUGUCAAUGAUGAUGACGUCAAGGUAAGUAGGUCCUCCGUUAUCCCCAACGACCAUUCAAUUCAAUUUAUUUUUAUACAGUGUCAAAUCAGAACAGAAGUUAUCUCGAGACGCUUUUCAUGUAGACUGUACUGUAUAAUUUAUAGACCCAACAAGAGAUCCCCCAUGAGCUUGCACUCAACAAAACCAGGUAGAAACCUUGUGCAGAACUCUGGGUGGGCGGCCAUCUCGACCAGUCAAUCGGCCGAUUGAAUACAACUCAUGUCAAUAAUAUGAGUGAGUGGACACAACAAAGUUUACUGAAUUUAGUGUUUUUCAGUGUGUGUAGUGUUUGUAAUAUUGUUUUCGCAAUAUUUUCAAAACCCGCCAAAUGUUGUCGGAAUCAGCCCAAAUGUCAUCUACCAGCCCGACUUUAUCAAAAAGUGGCCCAAUUGGGCGGAAACCAGCCCAAUCUGGCAACACUGAUUUCAUUAUUCCACCAGUACGUCCACUGUAAGAUUGUUCUCCCCCAGUAUGAAUUUGCAUCACAUCACAUAUCACAGCGUGGCUAAGUAUUUCUUUAUCCGUGUUUUGAAGCCUUUUCCAUAGCAGUGAGGUGUAAUUGUCAGUGACAAUGGUUUUUCUAAGCAUGUAUAGUUCCGAUAGGAUCUCCCAUCAGACGGUGUUGCAUGCUGUGGAAGCGGUUAGAAGAUGAGUCCACUGUGAUUUCAUUGUCAUGUGACAGUCUACUCGAGAGGGCUACUCAGUUGGACCAAAGUUUCUGUGCCUUUAGUGUUCCUUUUAAUUCAUUUGAACAGAAAGCAUUUGAUGCCCCCGAAUUUUAAGUGGUGAGUUAAUUCCCUUUUUUUAAAACGACCCAACGGGACCUGUUGGCUUGAGGUUAUUAUUGCUCCGAAAUAAUAGUUCUGUGUAUUUUUCUUUCUUCCGAGUCGGAUUUUAUACAGCUCAACAUGUAAGGAUUUGGUAUAGUUCUGAAGAGGCACAAUUAAAGGCUGAAUUAUUUUCUAACAAGGGGAGGUGCGCCUUGGUUUCCUGCUUUUUGAGUUUUCCCUCUCAUGGUCUCUCUCGUGUAUUCUGCAUUACGUCUGUAGCAUGCUUUAAUAAAACUAUUCUGUAGCUCUGCA